CUUCCCAUCAGCAAUAGACCGUGAGGUCAAACACUGGGCAAACAGAGAUCUCUGCUGGCUGAGCGUAAACUUCCGACUAAUUACUGAGCUUCUGACCCUCACUCCACACUUGGUCCUUGCUUCUGGGCAUCUGCCUGUCCUCCCUUGCGCAGAGAUAAGCUCGGAAGGAGGACAGAGGGGAGCAUCUCGAUGCCUGCCUGUCACACCCCAACCUUCUCCCGGAGUCAGACAGUCCGGCCUCGUGUAGAGGCCCCGGCUUCUCUGAUGCUUGUUCAAUCUGUUUUCUUCUGCUGGCAGCUGGCAGCUGCUUAUCCUAACAGAACAACCCUGCAAGAUGUUUGCUAAUCCCUACCACGAUUCCCACAUUGCUUGGAACAUUCAACAGCUAUUGCAGGAUUGCAGGAAAGACUUAGUCCCAUAAUUCAGCAAUUCUGUUUCUAAAACAUGCAAAACUGAGCUGCUUCCUGACAACAGGUCAUCCACGUUCCGGGCAGAGCACUUUGGAACAGUGCUCGUUUCCGUAUCGCCUGCUUGAAGAUCAACGCAGGCAACGGCCGCUGAAGGAGAACGAGUCCUAGCCCACUGAGAGCAAAGGAGGGAAGAGAGAGAAAGCAGAGAGGGCUCAGCACUCCCAGCCGGGCCGGGCAGCCGCUGCCGGUGCCCGCGUCACAAUGGGCAGCGGCCAGCACCGGCCACGCUGUCAUCGCGUCGCCGUGGCGACGUUUGUGACACGGGCACCCGGAGGGGUAUAAAAGGCGGAGCGCGGCGGUGGGUCCCGCAUCCUGAAGGAGCAUCUGGCAGAGAGCAGACGCAUCUGAAGGAUGAGCUCCGGCAUGGCUGGCGCCAAGGAGGAGCGAGCCGCCGGCACCAGGCGGAACGGCAGGAGCGAGGUCGGCCCCGCAGCGGGGCGCGCCUCCAGUCCGACAUGCAGCGACACCAAAGAGCGAGUCGCCGUCUGGGAAGCGGUGGCCGCCUACGUACGGGAGCAGCUCCUGGUGCAGAAGGGGGUCUGGAUUCCCACCUUCGGCACCUUUGACACCGUCCCCAAAGACGUCCGGACUGAGGAAGGGACCGUGACUCUGCAGUGGCCCGUGUUUAACCUGGCUUCAAACCUCACAGCCACGCACCACCUCAAGCCCCACAAGGAGUCCCUGCCAGUCCUUAGGAAGGUGGAGCCCAUGAAAUACAGCGAGGUGGCCGCAGCUGCCUCUCUCAACUGGGAGACACUCAGGAGGGGCAUCCAAAGCACCAUGUCCCUGCUCUCCGGCUGCCUGCAGAAUGGGGAGAACGUUGCCAUUGUCCUAAAGGACGUCGGCGUGCUCCACAUUGACGGGCUCACCUUUGAAAUGAAAUACUUCUUUGACUUCCUGGAGAAGCUGUCAGGGAAAGAGAAAUUCAGAAGAGCUGUUUUCAAGGCCCCCUGGCUGCUGGACGUGGUGGUGUCCCGGGUGGCACCGGUGGCCUCCCUGGCGCUCUCCGGCUGCGUUGUGGUCUUUCCCCUGUUUCAAAUGGAGUUUGCACCCAAACCACCACCCGCAGUAUACCGCAGGUCCUCAGGAAGCCACUCUAGUCGGGAGACACCAACGAAAGAAGGCACUUUGCCACCUCUGGACCAGGGCAAGAAAGUGAGAUUUGCUGGCCAACCAACCUUCAUCAAACGGUUGAGCGCAGACAGCGCUGAUGGAGAAGAAUUCAGACGGGUCAGGAGCUUACUGCGGAAGGAGAGCUCCAGGUUCAGUGUGCUGCCAGCGAUCCGGACAGUGCCUGAAGCCCAAGAGCAGCCGGUGACCUGCCAGCUGCAGGGGAAGGCAGGCACAUCAAGCCAACAAGACCUGCGCCCAGCACCGCGAACCAAACGUGUCAGCUUCCUUGAUGAGCAACAGGGGGCUGAACAAGACCAGCACGAGGGUGCGGCGCAAACACUGCAGGCAGCCAAGGCCUCACCCCGUCGCAUGUCCUUGAGGCCAAGACCGCCUUCCAGAAGAGGUUCCGAAUCUUCCUCAAGGGCUGAGUCUGCGGAGCCUCAAGGCAGACCGUCCAGGCUCCCUCGGGCAUGCGACUCCGUGAAACUCCUCAGGAAGAGGGCAAGGAAGAUCAUGCGAGUGCAGAAAGCACUCAAGCAGAUGACACCAUCACCACUGCGUGGUCAGUCCAGCCUGCCUGAGGAGUCUGGCAUGCAGCGACCUGGAUUGCUGCCACCCAUCAAAGAAGAAACGGGGUCUCCCGAGUGUCAGCCUCCGAGCACCCCAACCCCACCCCGCAGGAAGGACACACCCUACCCACACUGGUUCAGGCCUGGGGUGCACACGACCGACAGACUGGAGGCUGCAAGACAGAGGCAGGAAUCCCAUCGGCAUCACCGCUCGUAG
This is a messenger RNA of Tympanuchus pallidicinctus (lesser prairie-chicken), 2369 nucleotides long. RefSeq names its product coiled-coil domain-containing protein 81-like. Lineage: Eukaryota; Metazoa; Chordata; Aves; Galliformes; Phasianidae. The transcript has 8 exons. Gene Ontology annotation, cellular component: centrosome. The record is from RefSeq and is a predicted model, not a curated record. The coding region runs from base 822 to 2369 and encodes 515 amino acids.